Molecule: messenger RNA, 471 nt
Organism: Aureobasidium uvarum
Lineage: Eukaryota; Fungi; Ascomycota; Dothideomycetes; Dothideales; Saccotheciaceae
Source: the annotation of a GenBank genome assembly
AUGCUCCAAGGCGUCCUCCUACUCCANCCCCCUUCGCGCGCCCUCUUCCGCCGUGAGAGCUACAUGGACCUGCUCCUCGAUCUCCUCGAUGCCGCAAACCCACCCGUCGUCCAGUCGCAAGUCCUCCUUGUCCUCGUCACUGCUCUCCUGGCAACCCCCGAGAGCACUCGCACAUUCGAGAAGAUGGACGGCCUUCUCGCCAUCGCCAGCUUGUUCAAGUCGCGCAGCACAUCCAGAGAAGUCAAGCUGAAGCUUGUCGAGUUUCUCUACUUCUAUCUCAUGCCCGAGACCCCUUCUGCCAACUCUUCCUCGGCUGGUCCGCAGAGAAAACCCAGCAAGCGUCGCAACACAAACGACUCCGUCGCCUUCUCAAAGACAACCGACGAAAAACAACGUCUGCUCGGCCAGUAUCUGAGCAACGUCAACGAGCUCGUCCAAGACCUCAAGGAGAAUGCUCCCUUUGCUUUCUAA